Molecule: messenger RNA, 1047 nt
Organism: Aspergillus costaricaensis CBS 115574
Lineage: Eukaryota; Fungi; Ascomycota; Eurotiomycetes; Eurotiales; Aspergillaceae
Product: S-adenosyl-L-methionine-dependent methyltransferase
Exons: 4
Coding region: 172-1008 (278 amino acids)
Source: RefSeq, a predicted model, not a curated record
CACAGCAGCUUUCCAAAUGGUCCAUCAUCGAGUCAGAAAUCCGCGUUAUUCUCUAUUUAAAACCCCAUUUCCCUCCCUCUCCAGCACCCUUGAUUGAUUCUACCGCGCGCAUCCUGCUGACCAUCUGAACAAUUUGCAAUUCUCGCAUAUCAUUCGCAUUCAGAAGAAAUAAUGACUACGUCUGCAGCUGAGGAAUAUGCCUUCGACAGGAGCUGGCUUGACAACGUCCGUAUCAAUGCCAUGCAUCAGUUGGUAGGACAAGUCUACCAAGGUUACAUACACCCACAUAUUUGCACAGCGAACCCGGAAAUGAGAAUCGCUGAUGUUGGGACCGGCACCGGUAUCUGGCUCACAGACCUAGCCAGUAAACUACCAAAAUCCGUUCGUUUGGAUGGUCUCGAUGUUUCGCUCGAUGCUGCCCCCCUCCGCGAAUGGCUCCCACCAAACGUGACCCUUCACUACUGGGACAUCAAAUCCCCUGUCCCCGACCACCUAGUCGGUGCGUACGAUCUAGUCAAUGUACGAUUCUUUACCAUUGUCCUUCGGAACUCUGAGAUCAAGGAUGCUCUGAAUAAUCUAUCCCGACUGCUUAAACCAGGCGGCUACCUACAAUGGACCGACGCAGAUAUGUCUUCAAUCCGACCGGUUAAGAUUCGACCUGAUAUAAGCGACGAACCGCUGAAGCGGUUUGAGGCCGUCCUUCGAGGGAACGACGAAAGGUUCUACACUUCUUGGGUACCCGACCUGGGGACUCGCUUCCAAGAAGCAAAGCUCAUCGACGUCGAUGUUGACCGCAGGGACCCUCCACAUUAUAUCGCACAAUCCCUGUUCGAGUGUGCAAUCGUGGCCCUUGAAGUCUCCACCAGGAACAAAGAUAUUGACGAGCAGAAAGUUCAAGAAAUAAGGGCAAUCUCCCGAGACGCAGCCAAGGCUUCCAGAGAGGGUUCUUUUAUCCAGUAUACAUAUUAUAGAGUCAUUGGACGGAAGCCCACGAGUGCAGAACUAUAGAGACAGUUCUCCUGAUGUAUUAAACAAUUUUAUUCUUCU